AUGUCGUGGUUGUUUCCAUCAAAGCUUCCCGUUGUCCACGAAAACUAUUUGCGUGCAGCAAGUCCUAAUGAGCGACGAUGCAUUGUUCGCGAAUCGCUGGACUUUUACCGUGCCCUGCUUAUUGGUGGUGUCUACGAAUUCAGCUCUCCGGUAGAUACAUCAUCAAUUGCAACAUUCACGCCUGCUGUGCGACAGUGUAUAGAUAACCACGCGCAUCUUAGCAUAACUGUGGCCAAUGCCCAAACGGAAUCGCCAUCUUUCCACUUUUGUCCACGGGUCGACCUAAACCAUCAUAUUCAGGUUUUACAGGCGGAUGAAUCGGACGUGACAAAGGAAACAGAGGGCCAAAUCAUAGAAAGAGUUCUCCCACAAAUCCUUGAUUCAAAAUGGCCUUCCGACCUUCCGCCGUGGAAGGUUGUUGUCCUUCCGUUUUCGAAAACCAGGUGCUUCAUCAGCUUCUCCUUUUCGCAUUCGCUGGCCGAUGGAACUUCGGGCUUGGCUUUCCACAACACAUUUAUCAAUGCUCUAGUACAACAGACUGUGUCUGAAUCGCAAAUUCAGGCGAAAGACACCAUGAUACACACACCAAAAAAGCUACCACUAAGCCCACCAUUUGACACCGCUCAGAAUCUUCCCAUAAGUUGGUCCUUUCUCUUAGCACCAUUGCUAGCUAUGUUUCUACCUUCGUCCCUUGGUUUUAAAUCUCAUAUCAACCCGAUUACAUCUAAAACAUGGACUGGGUCAUCCAUGUUUUACUCGCCAGAAACGUUUAAAACCAAUGCUCGCAUCUUGUCUAUCGACGUAGUGGCUGUUGACCGCGCCUUGAAGACAUGCCGAGCCAACGGAGUGAAGCUUACCGGCCUUAUUCACCAAUUUAUCGUCGUUGCUCUAUUUGAAAGCUUUCCAGACCCUCAAAAAUAUGAUAACCUCGCCGCGCAAACGGCGAUUGACAUGCGACAGCUAGUUAAUACGUCGAAGGAAGAGAUGGGUCUUUAUGUUUCCGGGGAAAAGCAAAUCCUACAAGCUCCACAAAAGACCGACCAGGGAGCAGAGGCUUUGUGGGAGGCGGCAAAACUGACAACACAAAAGUUAGCAGCCGCUGUUAGCAGACGCCAAGACCAUGCUGUUGGUCUUCUGCGCUAUUUAAACAAUAUGCAUUCUUGGACUAAAGCCAAAAUUGGUGAACGACGAGACGCCUCAUACGAAGUUAGCAACCUGCUCAGUUUCCGACCUCAGCCGGGAGCCUCGAGUGCCUCGGAGGAUGGACCAGGGUGCUCUAUUGUUGGAAUGGUAUUUGCACAACCUGCCGAUGCCACUGGGGCUCCAUUGUCGUUCAACAUUGUGAGCGUUGCUAAUGGGCCGCUGGUGAUUGCUAUUACCUGGCAGGCCGGAGCCUUAGAUGUAGAACCCAAAAUCAGGGAGGCGGAUUUUGUUGACAAAAUUUGCGACAAUAUCAAAGGUAGCUUUGAUAAUUUGGGCUGA
Molecule: messenger RNA, 1482 nt
Organism: Talaromyces rugulosus
Lineage: Eukaryota; Fungi; Ascomycota; Eurotiomycetes; Eurotiales; Trichocomaceae
Exons: 2
Coding region: 1-1482 (493 amino acids)
Molecular function (GO): N-acetyltransferase activity
Source: RefSeq, a predicted model, not a curated record